AUGCCGCUAUUCCAACAGCCAAUCUUCCGAAGUGUCACGCCGAAUCCACCUAGCAGUUGUCAACGUUCAGAGAACCGCUUGAGACCUUUGGUCUUCGAGGAGAUUGGACCCUCGCAUGAUAUCCAGCCUAAUACGAUUCCCUUGACCAUAAUGAUCCAGGUCAUCGUGAAGAUGAGAUGCUGCCGCAAAGAGUCGGUAGUGGCUCAUGGGUGCCGCGACAGAUGGAUUGCGAUCUAUCAGCAAAGGGUGGUCUACGCAGGAUUCAUCAAAGCAGCCGAUCGGUUUGAAAACAGCCUGUAUCUCCGUGAGGUUCUUACUGUUGAGUCUUGCGGCGCAGACACGGCUUGGGAUUACGUAGAUUACCAUCAUGAUAGUGUUCUCGAAGCAACAUACAUGACAGUAAUGAUCCCAUUCCUAGUGGAAAUUCAUGAUGCUGAUUAG
This is a messenger RNA of Colletotrichum lupini, 441 nucleotides long. RefSeq lists its product as uncharacterized. The coding region runs from base 1 to 441 and encodes 146 amino acids. The record is from RefSeq and is a predicted model, not a curated record. NCBI's taxonomy places the organism in Eukaryota, Fungi, Ascomycota, Sordariomycetes, Glomerellales, Glomerellaceae. The transcript is spliced from 3 exons.